This is a messenger RNA of Chiloscyllium plagiosum (whitespotted bambooshark), 2247 nucleotides long. RefSeq names its product dynactin 3 (p22) (gene dctn3). The record is from RefSeq and is a predicted model, not a curated record. Gene Ontology annotation, cellular component: dynactin complex. Gene Ontology annotation, biological process: cytoskeleton-dependent cytokinesis. Lineage: Eukaryota; Metazoa; Chordata; Chondrichthyes; Orectolobiformes; Hemiscylliidae.
UGACGUAAUUUCCUGCCGGCGGGCGGAAGUGGCGCUGACAAUGGCGGAGCUGAAGAGGUUGCAGAACCGUCUGGAAAAGCUCGAGACUCAGCUGUACGGAGAGAGAGGGAGACAGGCCGGACAGUUUACAGAUGGCAUCGUAAAAGUUCAGGCUGCACUGGGGAAUAUUUCCAGCAAAAGAGAGAGGAUAAAAACUUUGUAUAAGAAGAUUGAUGAUCUGAUAAAGUACUUGGACCCUCAGUAUAUUGAUAGAAUUGCUAUCCCAGAUGCCAUGAAACUAGAAUUCAUCCUAGCAGAGGAACAUUUUAUCCAUUCUCAAGUGCGCCUUUUAGAAUCUGUGAAAAAGCAUCAACCAUACCUUGAGAGUGAACACAUUAAAGCUGUUCCAAACUAUUCAUCAAAGGUGCAAGCAUUGACCCAGGUUCAAAUUCAGGAGCAGGAUCAAUGUAAUGCGAUUACAAAAGAUGUAAGCAAGAUGCUGGAUGAGUAUAACAAAAUGAUUCUACUCCUCUCAAAGCAGUUUGUUCAGUGGGAAGAACUACUAACCAAGCUUGAAGCGGCAAAGCAAAUGAAGCCAAUCGCUGACUGAUAUCACAUCACAUACCCUGGGUGGAUCAAAAUAUUAUGUGGAAGUGGAACAAACCAUUCUUUUUGCUAUCUAUAUAGUAUUGUAUAUGUAAUUAGUAAUACUGAAAAUAUUAUUAUUUGAAAAUAUUCUCUAGGAUGUAUUUCCUAUUAAAAUGUCUUGCAAUUGGAGAACUAGCAUUGUAUUAUAGUGUGGCAGGAUGAAUGUCCUAUUAAUUUGGAGUGUCACAUUUCUAGGUUUACAUUCUAAUAUUUAAAACUUGAGCUAACCAUAUAAUGUAAUUAUUCAUAUUUUAAAAGCAAUGGUUUAUUCAUAUUUGCCAAUGAUUGCCUUCCUUUUACAGCAUUUAAAGAUUGGGUAUUAGUAUAAUAUGAUGCAAAACUAUUUUGUGCAACCUCUGUAAUAUAGAAUAUUUUGCAGUUUACUAUCUCAUUCGACAGUUUGUUAAGAGGAUUGUAUAUAGUUAUAUUAAAUCCUUUUCUGUUUUGUUGGCUACUAUGAUAAUUAAUCUGCAGUCUGAGAACUAAAUACAAUGUUAUGGGAGGGGGGAGGAAUUUAAUAAGUUCCAGUGCAAUCCCUGCCAAUUAUGGCUAGAUACCAAAAGAGUUCACUGAGCACAAUAUGAAAGGGGGAUGGUUUGGUUUGAGCAAUAUGCUUAAAGAAUACAUUAUACACUUAAAGUCUUGAGCAAAAAUUGGUAUUAGCGAAAAUAGCUAAUAAAGUCACCUGGUUAUGCCAAGCAAGGUUCUUCCUUUGUAUUAGCCAUUAGAUUAAUUUGCUAUUGCCCACUCCCAAGGAAAUAUUAAGACACCUCCCCCUGAAGAAAGGACUCUUGAUUAAAUUUAAAGAGGUUUGAAGGUCAUCUGUGUCCGAUAUUCCCAGACAGUUUCCCAUCUAAGUGUUAACAAGCUCAGACCUGGUUCAGGUUCUGUUUUAAUUUGAGCUAAUGGAAUGGUGGAGCUAAUCCAAUUUUAUGAUGAUGCAGCAGGUGUUUCCCAUUAAGAGGACAAAGCUAUGAAAAGCUCGUGAGGGAGAUAUGACUCAUGUAAUAUUGUUAAAAUAAACCAAAUCUAAAUAACUAAAUCAAAUGCAUAUAUUAAAGUCCCAAAACUUAGUGGUCAUGGAAGUAUUCCAUUCACUACAAUAACUGGAUUGCAGUGUGUCAUUUCACAGGAAUGUCAUCACAAGAAUUCUAGGCAGUAAACCAUGAGUUAUCCACUGAGCUGUGCACAUGUACAUGUACACAUGCAGAAAGGGGCAGGUGAUGACUAACCAGUCAAUUGAGCUAUCGUGCAUCUGGGCUAGGCAUAACCUUUCCAAGCUUUCAAGCCAUUUCCCCCUCAGCCAAGAGAAGUAAAACAGUCUGGGCUCAGAACUUAUCUAGCAGCAGCUUUGUUUUCCCUGCUUAAUUUUUUUUCUUUCCUCUGCCCUUAUUCCAUCCAUUAAAAUAUAAAAUAUUACUUGAAUAUCUUUUCCUUCCACAUUGGGGUGUCAGUCAUCUACCAUCUGGUAUCUUAAGUAAUUCUAUAUUUUUUUUAAAGUUGUGGAGUUUCUUUUCCAUAUCGACCAUCUUUUUUUAUUCGUUCAAUGUUCUUAAUGCCACUGCUUCUAAGUUUUCUCAUAUCUGAACAAAUAAAUCUUUGGUAAUAUGUGAACUGCAA